GUCUCCUGCUGUUGGUGAAUAACUGCAGACCAUGGAUCAUGCUGAAGAAAAUGAAAUCCCUGCGGCAACCCAGAAGUACUACGUGGAAAGGCCUAUCUUUAGUCAUCCCGUCCUUCAGGAGAGGCUGCAUGUCAAGGACAAGGUCUCAGAUUCCAUCGGGGAUAAGCUGAAACAGGCAUUCACAUGUACUCCUAAAAAAGUAAGGAACAUCAUUUACAUGUUCUUGCCCAUCACUAAGUGGUUGCCAGCAUAUAAAUUCAAGGAGUACGUGUUGGGGGACUUGGUCUCGGGCAUAAGCACCGGGGUGCUUCAGCUCCCCCAAGGCCUGGCCUUCGCGAUGCUGGCAGCUGUACCUCCGGUGUUUGGCUUGUACUCUUCAUUUUAUCCUGUUAUCAUGUACUGUUUCUUUGGAACCUCCAGACACAUAUCUAUAGGUCCUUUUGCUGUUAUUAGCUUGAUGAUUGGUGGUGUGGCUGUUCGGUUAGUACCAGAUGAUAUAGUCAUCCCAGGAGGAGUAAACGCAACCAAUGGUACGGAAGCCAGAGACGCAUUACGAGUGAAAGUCGCCAUGUCUGUGACCUUACUUUCAGGAAUCAUUCAGUUUUGCCUAGGUGUCUGUAGGUUUGGAUUUGUGGCCAUUUACCUCACGGAGCCUUUGGUGCGAGGGUUCACCACUGCAGCUGCUGUGCAUGUGUUCACCUCCAUGUUGAAAUACCUGUUUGGGGUUAAAACAAAGCGGUACAGUGGGAUCUUUUCAGUGGUGUAUAGUACAGUUGCUGUGUUGCAGAAUGUCAAAAACCUCAACGUGUGUUCCCUAGGCGUUGGCCUCAUGGUUUUUGGUUUGCUGUUGGGUGGCAAGGAGUUUAAUGAGAGAUUUAAAGAAAAAUUGCCAGCGCCCAUUCCUCUCGAGUUCUUCGCUGUGGUGAUGGGAACUGGCAUUUCCGCAGGGUUUAACUUGCAAGAGUCCUACAGCGUGGAUGUCGUUGGAACACUUCCUCUAGGGCUACUUCCUCCCGCCAACCCAGACACCAGCCUCUUCCAUCUCGUGUAUGUGGAUGCCAUUGCCAUAGCCAUCGUUGGAUUUUCAGUGACAAUCUCCAUGGCCAAAACCUUGGCAAAUAAGCAUGGCUACCAGGUUGAUGGCAAUCAGGAGCUCAUUGCCUUGGGGAUCUGCAACUCCAUCGGAUCGCUCUUCCAGACCUUUUCAAUUUCUUGCUCCUUGUCUCGAAGCCUUGUUCAGGAGGGAACAGGAGGAAAAACCCAGCUUGCAGGUUGUUUGGCCUCGUUAAUGAUUCUCCUGGUCAUCUUAGCCACUGGAUUCCUCUUUGAGUCACUGCCCCAGGCUGUGCUUUCAGCCAUUGUGAUCGUCAACCUGAAGGGAAUGUUUAUGCAGUUCUCAGAUCUGCCCUUCUUCUGGAGAACCAGCAAAAUAGAGCUGACCAUCUGGCUUACUACCUUUGUGUCCUCCCUGUUUCUGGGGUUGGACUAUGGACUGAUUACUGCUGUGAUCAUUGCUCUACUGACUGUGAUUUACAGAACACAGAGUCCGAGCUACAAAGUCCUGGGGCAGCUCCCCGACACCGAUGUGUACAUUGACAUAGAUGCAUAUGAGGAGGUGAAAGAAAUUCCUGGAAUAAAAAUAUUCCAAAUAAAUGCCCCAAUUUACUAUGCAAAUAGUGACUUGUAUAGCAACGCGUUAAAAAGAAAGACUGGUGUGAACCCAGCACUCAUAAUGGGAGCAAGAAGAAAGGCCAUGAGGAAGUAUGCGAAGGAAGUCGGAAAUGCCAAUGUGGCCAAUGCGACUGUUGUCAAAGUGGAUGCAGAAGUAGAUGGAGAAGAUGCUACGAAGCCUGAAGAAGAGGAUGAUGAAGUAAAAUAUCCCCCAAUAGUCAUCAAAACAACAUUUCCUGAAGAGAUGCAGAGAUUCAUGCCCCAGGGGGAGAAUGUUCACACUGUCAUUCUUGACUUUACACAAGUCAAUUUUAUCGAUUCUGUUGGAGUAAAAACUCUGGCUGGGAUUGUGAAGGAGUAUGGAGAUGUUGGUAUUUAUGUGUACUUAGCGGGAUGCAGUGCACAAGUUGUGAAUGACCUCACCCGCAACCGGUUUUUUGAAAAUCCUGCCUUAAAAGAACUUCUGUUCUACAGCAUCCAUGAUGCAGUCUUAGGCAGCCAAGUCCGAGAGGCAAUGGCUGAACGAGAAACCUCUGCUCCAGCUCCCCAGGAUGAGAUGGAGCCCAAUGCCACACCCACCACACCCGAGGCAUAAAGGACCUGCACGGGGUUGUGCCCCUCUCCUGCGUUCUGAACUUACGCACUUUAAAUACUAGACUGCAGCUUUUUUUCUCCUCCCCACCGGGAAGGCUUGAUUUGGAGGGUGAAUGAUGCGUACCAAGAUGUAUCUCAUACUUGUGUUGUUUAAAUUGGAUAUUUCAGAGAUUAACUGCCUUCUGCACUUAGGGGGUGACAUUUCUAUUAUAUCUUAGUGUUAUUUUUGUUUUAUUUUUAUUUUAUUCUCAUUUCUGAUUUAUCAUCUGUAAUCGUUUGAAACUAAUCACAUGAAACUACAAAAUUAGCAAGUGUCUUAAAAUCUGUGCAUAAAACAUAAAUUACCUCUAAUUUCAAACUCUCAUUUAUUAGUGUACUACUUAAUUUAAAGAAAGAGAGAAAAAAGAAGAAAGAGAAAAAAGAAAUGGCUCCAGGUUAGUCUUACAUUACUCUUUACAAAGGGAGACGGUCCCUGCUAGACUGCAGGAGCACACCCACCCACACGCCAAUCUCAAAACAUUUCACUGUCUUCGUCAUGUACAGUUCCGAGUAUUACAUUUCACUCUCACAGCUUCUGGUUAUAGAAAAGCCCUGCUUUCCUUUGUUAAAGGAGUUCAGCCUGGCUGAUGGUGUUCCCUCCAAUAGUCUUCAUCUUCAUCUCUCAUCUUUGCCUCUGGAGGCAUUUCUUCUGGUUCACGAUCUUCAUCGUCAUUGAAGGCUGUUGCUAUGGAAAGGGUUUUUGGAGGGAGGUAGAACUGUUCCCUUAGGCUUAUUUGAUCCACGUUUGUUGGAGGUGGCUAAUGCUUCCUUUGUCUUCUGACCACCCAUGGCAAAUCCAAACUUGACGAUCUUUGCGAGCGUCCUUGGGAGGUCUGCAGCAGUUUCUUCAGCUUUUCAGCGCUGUGACUGGAACUUUCCCCUCCCAUUACUGGAAGAAAUGUUUACAGUCUUAGUUUUCACAGGUUCUUCUGUUUCUUCGGGUCCUGCAGUGGUUCUGGCUCGCUGCAGCUUGCCAGGUCUCUCUCUCACCUUCUGUCCACUUUCUUCACCACGGCUGCUUCCACACUCGGUGUUUGUUAUCUUUGUAAGACAAGCACUUAAACACUUUACUUAGAAUAUACUGUCACCAGACGUUAGUGUCUCCUUCGUUUUGUACUUAUUUGAGGACAGACUGUCUAUAAUCAGUUUUCUAACAAGAGGAUAUAAGCAAUGUUCUAGAAGUCCUGGUUUUAAAAUAACGUGUUAUUACAGAAUUGAUCUAAGUGCAUUAUGGAUGAGACAUAGGAGAAUAAGAAAACAAAACAUAUACUCCCUGCUCAGAGAUGACCACCACUGGCACUUUACUGAAUAUCCCUCCAGAUUUUUCCCUGUGUAUAUUUAUUUUCUAACAAAAAUAAGCUCAGGUCUGCAAAAUGUUUUAUAGUUCAUCCUUUUAGUUGGCAUUCUUCACUUUCUCAUUCCAGAGUAUUUCUUCAUGCAGUAUUUAGGUUUCCUACUGUACUGGAAUUUGCAGUUAGUUUGUCUAAGGUAUUAAUGACUUUACAUUGUAAUUGGUCAUGUGCUUUACGUCUAUUUCAAUUUAUACAGUUCUUUUGUUUUUUGACAAACACAAACCUGACUUGGACAGUUGCACUGAAGAAUUCCAGUUUGUCAUUGUGUCUGGCUGCUUCUCCCGGUGUUGUUGGGCUUGCUCUGCUAUUCCCCACAUUACCUGCCAUCCAGAAGUCAUAGUUCAAGACACAUGGAUGCUUUCUAUUGCGCCACUCAGAAAAACUAGAAUGUCUAGCUUGCCUACCAUUUACAGUGUGCAGAUGAACUAGCCAAUCCACAUGGCAGUUUGAUCCUUACAUUGGUUUUCUGCUUUGCAUAUUAUCCAUAUGCUGCUUCUUUGACAUUAAAUGGAUGUCACUGCUCAUUAGCCAUUGAACCAGAAAUUAUAACACUGGGUGACAGUCCUUGCUGAAGUGAGUGCUUUUAUUAAAGUCUGUCCAUUUCUGUCUAGCUCUCUCAUUUCUCUUGCAUUUAUUAGCUUGUCAAUCUGUGUACACUCUAGUUUUCCCUCCACAACUUGAAUGAUUUGGUCAUCCUUAAACAUAGAUCUACUGGCAAGGCAGGCUGAAUGUCCCAUGUCCAUGUAAUUAUCAUUUUCAAAGUAGACUUGCUAUCUUUAUAAUUUUAAUGUGCUUCAUAACAUUGUAUUCUUUUAAUGCUCCAAGUGUCACAGCUGUGGCCAGAAAGCUUCACUAUGCAUUGUGCUUUUGUUGGUGAUAGUGAAAUAGCCUUAAAAACCUUUAAGGUCUUUGAGAGCCAACCUCCCAGGUAUAGUUAGCUAUCUUCCUCAAAAGCCUGUAUGUUAUGUUAACGAUUCAUCAAACAGCCUGUGAUGUUUGGAGGUUAAGGGGGCCUUUAAGCUGAUUUCAUCUUGGUUUUUGUUGUUGUUGGGACCUCAAACUCACUAUAAACUCAUGAUCCUCCUCCUUCGGCUCCACAAGCACUGGGGUUCUAGUAUAUGCCAUCAUACCUGGCUUUCUUACACUUCUAACAUCAGUUUAUUCUCAAUAAAUCAAAGAAAGCAUAGGCCAACCUGUCUGAAGUUCUUUCUGCUUAAGAGCUGUUGGAGUUUUGUUUGUUGUGUGUGUUUUGUUUUUAGUUGGGUCUCUAGGACUCACUAUGUAGCUGAGGAUGACCUUGAACUCAUGAUCUUCCUGCUUAACUAGUGCUAGAAUUAGAUGCAUGGGCCACCACACCCAGCUAAGAGUUGCUGUUAUGAGUUUGUCAUUUUGACUUUGUUGUUGUUGUUUCUUAUUGUCACUUUGUUGGUUUUCAUGAAGAUACUGCCCGAAGGAAAAUGUGCAGACCCCAGUAGAAGUGUAUUAACACAGUAUGCUGAGUUCCUCAGUAACUUCAUUAAUAUUCAAUGUAGACCACUUCCUUCUAGUCCUUUACCCUGGCCUGCAUGAAACAGAUUUACAACCAGGUAUUUCUUUGCAGGUAUCACGCGCAAGAUCAGAUACAUCUUCAUUCUGACAGACUGCCUUCUGAAAGAGCAAAUAGUUAUAGAACUUAAGCUUACGGUAGAAACCUUUGUAAAAGAGCCUACAUUAUUUUGGCCACUUAAGUAGAAUCUAAAGCUUUAAGCAAUAUUACAAAACACUUAACUGUGUAUUCCUUAGCACCAGUUUGAAGUCCUAGUGGCCGAGAAAAGUAAUGUUCUACAUUUCACCUGCUUUUAUUUUACUCCAGUUCCAUUUGUAACUUUUAAAAAGUAGAAUCCUAUCAUGUAUAUAAAGAACAAUUUUUCCCCAAGGUUGGAAAAUAUAGUUUUGUUUUAUUAUGCAUCUGAAAACGUUAAAUGUUUAACAUUCCAUCUGUAUGUAAAUACACCCAAGUAUUUUACUCAGAAUUGUUCCAAUGGAAAUUCCGAUUUUAUUCUUUUUUAGCUUUAACUCUUCCCUCUUCCAGGAAGUCAAUGUAUAAACCUGCCUGUUCUCUGUGGGCCUUAGUAACCACUACUGCAUCUUUUCCAAUGCUUUUCCGCCCUUACCCACAUCACCCACAUCAUAAGGCUGGCAGGGGCUCAGUGGGUAAAGGUACAAGCCAAACCCGAUGACUCAAGUUCAAUCCCCAGAACCAACUUCUCCCCCUCUGGCCUCCACAUGGGUUGUGGCACACACACACACAC
Messenger RNA from Peromyscus maniculatus bairdii (prairie deer mouse), 5947 nucleotides. RefSeq names its product solute carrier family 26 member 5 (gene Slc26a5). Gene Ontology annotation, biological process: sulfate transmembrane transport. Gene Ontology annotation, cellular component: membrane. Gene Ontology annotation, molecular function: secondary active sulfate transmembrane transporter activity. NCBI's taxonomy places the organism in Eukaryota, Metazoa, Chordata, Mammalia, Rodentia, Cricetidae. The record is from RefSeq and is a predicted model, not a curated record.